CUCACAUCAGCUUAUCUGUCCUUUCAUUACUGAACCAGUUUGUCUUUUCAUAUUUGUGGACUGAAUCUCUUGAAGAUGUUUGACAGAUUUUGGCUCUGUUUGUGUUUGUGGCAACUGAGUGGUGUGUUUGCUGAUUCAGAUGCAGUGAAGUCAGUGACUGUGAUGCAGGGAGAUUCAGUCUCUCUACAGACUAACACUGAACUACAGAUAGAUGAUGUGAUAAUGUGGACAUUUGGACUUUCAGAGACUCGUAUAGCUGAAAUCAAUAAAGAGUAUAGAAUUUUCUCCACAUAUGAUGUUCUUGAUGGGAGAUUCAGAGACAGACUGAAGCUGGAUCAUCAGACUGGAUCUCUGAUCAUCACAAACACCAGAACCACAGACUCUGGACUUUAUGGAGUGAAGAUCAUCAGGAACAGGACAGUAAUCUCACACAGAUUCAAUCUUACUGUCUCUGGUGUGUUUGCUGAUUCAGAUGCAGUGAAGUCAGUGUCAGUGAUGGAGGGAGAUUCAGUCUCUCUACAUACUAACACUGAACUACAGACACAUGAUGAGAUCAUUUGGACAUUCAGACUUUCAGAGACUCGUAUAGCUCACAUUAAUAAAGAGUAUAGAAUCUUCUCCACAUUUGAUGUUCUUGAUGGGAGAUUCAGAGACAGACUGAAGCUGGAUCAUCAGACUGGAUCUCUGACCAUCACAAACACCACAACCACAGACAAUGGACUCUAUGGAGUGGAGAUCAUCAGGAACAGGACACUGAUAUCAUACAGAUUCAAUGUUACUGUCUCUGACUCUGUUAGCUGUUGUGAUUCUGCUGAAGCUGUGAUCCGAUUGGUCGUCACUGCUCUGGUGGGCGUGGCUGCUGCCGCUGCUGUGGCUGUUCUGGUUUAUGACAUCAGAUCCAGAAGAGCUGAAUAGGAUGUUUGAUUGCUGCAGGCCUGCUCCAGGACACACAACUUUUUUAUAUUUUAUAUUUCUUGGUGGGUUUAUAUUUUCAAGUGAAUGCUCAAAAUAUAUUAUUUAGGUAGCACUUUACAAAAAUUAACACAUUAAUACACUUUAAUACAUUAACUAACAUUGACUAAUCAAACCAUAUUGUAAAGUGUUGCAAUUAUUUGUUAUUAAAGUAUAUAUGUGUUCUCAAAAACACUGUUAAAUUAAACAGAAAAGCAAGCAAGUGAGCAUGAUUUGGCAUGGCAGCCAAUACAAAUAAUAACCGUUUCCUUACCUAAAUCCUGCGUAAAGUGCAUUCGGACCAGGCUCGGUCACAGAAUAACAUAUGUGCUUCUGAAAUUAUUAUCUUUUUUAUAUAGUGUAGUAGUUAGCUUUGUCUGUGUCCUACGUGGCCGCUUGUCAAGCUUGAAAAACACAAGUUUUAUUUGAAUUCUGAAUAUAUUAUCGUAUGCAGCAUGCAAAGAGUGCUCCCUUCAAAUUUAUUAAAAACAGUUGCUCAUUCAUUCACAAUUUCAUCACGAAGUAAAAAAAAAAAAAAAAAAAAAAAAACGAACGUGACCACACGAUGAAACUUUUUUAAAUGUCUUCGUUAGGAAGAAGUUAUGAGCAUGAUAGAACUCAGCACUGGGCAAAAAAACUGGAGUGGCAAGUGUGUGGAUUCCAAAUUUAACUCCUCUGAUUGGCCAUGCCAUUUUAGAAAUCAACAAACAUGUCUGUGAUUGGCUACAUUGCUCACCUCUGCGAAAAUGCAUUAUAAAAUCAUCUGACACUUUCCAAAGAAGAAGAAACACUGGAUUGUUGCCAAAUGUAUUUUGUUAUGCUAUUAUUAUGAAGAAAACAGAGGUUAUGGGCAGCUUUUCCAUCUAAAAGUAAGCAGACGCAACAGCAGCAGGGCUGGACUGGUAAUCUGUCAUAGCGGGCAUUUUCUCAGUGGGCCAUCGCACUUUUGGGCUGCUACAAUUUUUGUUUUUCCCGCCAAGGAUCCAUCAUGCAGGGACAGUGGCCCAUCACAAAGCAUUAUAUAGCUGGAGUGAUAAGGGAUCUUGCUCCACCUUUGUAAAUAUCGCUUCACCUCUCUCCCAUCUUCCUCUCGGUCUCUCAAAAUGGACAGACCAAAGCGAAAUGGUGGUGCUGAAAAGCUCAGGGAAAGUAGCUUAAAAUUUGGAGGCGGAUUCUGCAAAAUGUGCCACGUCAUUGGCAUUUGCAAAUUUUUAUCAAGAACAGGCUUGCUCUGCUAUGAGAGAUGCGUGCCAAAGGGACAGACAGGAGGAGUAGAGGACAGGAGUUAAGAAGCUCGAUAACAGGGGCUCACAUGAAGGGGAAACGGAGGAAUCUAACCUGUCCUAAUGCGUGUGUGCACCAUAAGUGUAGAAUACAUAAACACUUUUAAUAAAACGAAAAUUCGUUCCUUGCUCUUUUUUGGCAAAGUCAGUGUGUUCAUAGAGGUUUCCAUGUGCCAAUGUGAAUAAAUCUAGAUUUAAAUACCACGCACCGUUUUAUUCUUAUCCAAAACAGUGAGCUGGGAUAAAAACACCUUUUUUGUUUUGUGAGUUUGCAAUAUAUUCAAAUACUUAGCUUUCAAUAUUAAAGAUACCAGUACUGUAAUCAUUGUGUUUUUUUUUUUUUAAAAAAAGCAUAAUUUAUUAACUUAUUCUCCGCCUUCCUCUCUUAUUCUUAUAAAGGUUGUAUUCUUUGAGGAGGUCUUUGCUGUCCCUUAGUGUGAAGAUUACUGGCAACAUUUUAAAUUAUGGUAGCCUAUAUGUUGUACACAGUUGCAUACUUAUUUUUAUUAAUUGGAAAUUAUACUUUGAUCUUUUAGCUUCUUUUCUUUGGGGGAUAUUUACCGAAUAUAUAUUAGUGCUGUUAAACGAUUAA
Molecule: messenger RNA, 2826 nt
Organism: Cyprinus carpio (common carp)
Lineage: Eukaryota; Metazoa; Chordata; Actinopteri; Cypriniformes; Cyprinidae
Source: RefSeq, a predicted model, not a curated record